UCUAACUCUACGUAGAUAUACAUAAUUACAUAAACACAAGCAUACGCUCCAGGCAUAGAUACAUAAACGUUAGGGACUUUACAGUAAACCUGUAGAAAGCAAAGAAUGCAUCUCAGGAUGAACAUCAAAAUACUAAUCCUGGUUUGCUUUGGGUACCUGUUUGUUGUUGCCAAAUGUGACGAUGAAAAUAAUGGAAACAGUGACAGUAAUGAAAACAACGUAAUAAGUGAAAAGAAAGAUAUAAACGACCAAGUGCAAAUGGCAUUGGAAAUGGGUAAAAUGGAAGUAAAGGCAGAAUCAGCACUCAACAAAUUGAAAAUGAAAAAAGGCGUUGAUACAAAUGCAGACUCGGCUCAAGAUAGGCUUGCCCAGUUUGGAGAACUCGAUGAAGACGGUAUCAGGCUGGUAGAUGAUGCUAAAAUUCAAUUAGCAGCUUUAAAGAAGCUAUCUACAAUGGAAGACAUAAAGCCAUACAAAAUAAAAGCAAACCGAAAAUAUCUGCAGAUAUGGAAAAGAAGGUUCCACCAGUAUUGUCCAGCCAUUUAUAAUGGUAAAACCUGCGAUCCUAAGGCGUAUUAUAGGACUAUAGAUGGAACAUGUAAUAAUCUACAGAAACCGACUUGGGGAGCUGUUAAAUGCCCUCAGUUAAGAGAAAUACCGCCCAUGUAUUCUGAUGUUUCUACAGGUAUAGAUGCCCCCAGAACUCUGGGGCUCUCAGGUGAGGAACUACCAAGUGCUCGUGUCAUCAGUAACGAGCUUCAUAAAGCGGAUGGACUGGCACCAAGAAAUGAUAAACUCACAAUGAUGGUAAUGCAGUGGGGUCAGUUCCUCGACCAUGACGUUGUAGCAACACCGGUUCUUAAAGGCGCAAUGGGAGCUAAUAUAGAAUGUUGUGGUGAAGGAAACGAAAAUAGGACCGAAUGUUUCCCUAUCCGCAUACCGGACGAUGAUCCAUUCUUCAACAGGACUUGCAUGGGUAUGGUGCGAUCAGCUCCAGUGCCGGACCAUGAUUGUGAACCAGGUUUUCGGGAGCAGAUGAAUCAGGUGACGUCAUAUAUAGAUGCAUCGGCGAUAUAUGGUUCAACUGAAAACCAAACUAUCCCAUUACGAACAUUUAAAGGAGGUUUACUCAAGACCUUUGAAGAUAAUGAAACACACAGUGAACAACUACCAUUGGCUCCCAGUGACAAGUGCAAUAUCGAAGCGCCAAAAGAUCAUUGUGCUCUUGCGGGAGAUAAACGGGUAAAUGUUGUACCAAGUCUUGGCUGGAGUCACACGUGCUUUAUGAGAGAACACAACAGAAUUGCACGAGAAUUUGCUCGUAUAAACCCUGACUGGGAUGACGAGACAAUAUUCAAACAAACCAGGCGCAUAAUGGCAGCCACAAUCCAGAUAAUAAACUACAACGAAUAUCUCCCUGCAAUAUUAAACCAAGAUACUAUGGACAAAUAUAAGCUGAAUCUGUUUAAGAAGUUUGCACAUCGGAAUCACUACAGAUCAAAAGUCAACCCGACAAUCUUUAACUCAUUUGCAGUGGCAGCAUUCAGGUUCGGACACUCACAAAUAGCGGAUUAUCAGGCUUUUAUGAGCAAACAGUAUCAGUUUACGGAGAAGAAUCCGAUAGAGACAACAUACCAUCGGCAACACAUGAUUCAGUAUAAUGACGGGGCAGGGCUUGAUGGGAUCGCUAGAUGGCUCGUAGAUGAUCCAACACCUCUUGCUGACGGUAUUUUCGGGGACGGUGUUAGAAAUCUUUUAUUCAAGGACAAAAAAGGAAUCAGUUUAGAUCUACCGGCACUUAAUAUACAACGUGGUCGAGAUCAUGGGAUACCCGGAUAUAACCACUGGAGAAUACAUUGUCGCCUCGACAAAGCUAACAUGACAUACGAUGGAUCGUUUAUAUUACCUGACCAUAACGAAGACCAAAGACUCAAGCUACAAAACGUCUAUAGUCACGUCGAUGACAUAGAUUUGUUCGCCGGCGCAAUGACAGAAACUUUACUGCCUGACAGCUCUGUAGGACCAACAUUUGCUUGUUUGUUAGGAAAACAAUUUAAAAGGUUGAGAUUAGGUGACAGGUACUGGCACGAGACACAAGAUCCAGUCAUAAGGUUUACAAAAGGUCAGCUAGCGGAGCUACGUAACAUAUCGUUGGCACGUGUGUUGUGUGAUAACUUUGAUGUUAGCCAAGUUCAGCCUGAUGUAUUCCGUGUACCCGGGGCGUGA
This is a messenger RNA of Ruditapes philippinarum (Manila clam), 2226 nucleotides long. Its product is annotated as eosinophil peroxidase-like. Lineage: Eukaryota; Metazoa; Mollusca; Bivalvia; Venerida; Veneridae. Bases 106 to 2226 code for a protein of 706 amino acids. The record is from RefSeq and is a predicted model, not a curated record. Gene Ontology annotation, biological process: response to oxidative stress. The transcript has 17 exons. Gene Ontology annotation, molecular function: heme binding; peroxidase activity.